AUGGACCUGCCCAAGGGCUCUCUUGUACGCCAUGACUCAGAGGGCCUAAAAAAGGAAGUUCAGCUGAGGGUAAUCCCUUCAGAGCUGAGAUUUAUAGAUGCAGUGCGUGGACGAGCAUAUCGCCUCCCUGUAACAGUACACAAUGUUGGCCGAUGGAACCAGAAGAUCCGGUUUGUGGAGCCUAUGAAGCCACAGUUUAAACUGUUGUUGAAUAGUCUGGAUAAGGAACUUGCUUCUGGCCUUCAGAUGACAGCAAUGGUAGAAUAUCGUCCUGAUAAAAAUGAAGACAUUUUUGAUCAAAUGUUUGUUUCAGUAGGAAAUAAAAUACUAGAAAUUCGUCUAGUUGGAUUGAUUCCAACAUGCCAACUAGAAAUUGUGCCAGUAGUUGAUUUUGGCACAAUUGUUGCCAAUAGUAAAGUGCAUUGUAAAGAGAUUAAUAUUAUUAAUCAUGGUAAAGCUCCAGGUAUGUUUAAAACAGAAUACCAGGGCCAAUUACCUAUUGUUAUUUCCCCAAAUAACGGUAUUGUGAAAGCUAAGUCAUCAAAGAUUAUCAAAGUAGAUUUCUGUGCAGACCAGGCACGGGUUGUAAAUGAAGUGGCUAGAGUAUAUUUACAAGGACGUCCUGAUACAUUCUUGAAUAUCAAAGUCCAUGUAGUUGAACAGAUUAUAGAAUUGUUUAACCCGAGUAAUGACAGAAAGUUAGAAUGCAUACAGUUUGGUUCUGUUUUCUUUGGAACAUCCAAAAUUGAACAUGCACUUCUGUAUAAUAAUAGCCCAGAAACCAUUAACUGGGUGGCAAUACUGCAAGAUGAUUGUGCUGGAGAAGAAUUGGGUACAAAUAUUCAUCAGAGGACUGAUAUCGCUUUAAAUGAUCUUCCAUACCUAAACAAAAUAAAGAAGAUAGAUCUUACAGACUUUAUCUCCUGUGUUCCCAGUGAAGGAACCUUAUUCCCUUAUCAAAAGAUUUUAAUUACAUUUUGUUUCAGCCCAAAGCUAGUUGUUGAUGUCAAAAAGGAUAUUGGACCUGCAUACAGACAAGACUAUGCACUUUUUGUGAGAUUUGAUUCUGUGGGAAGCAAAGAUGGAUUUUUGAGAGAUAAUAGUGCAAAAACCAUGAGAAGUGAUCAACUUCAAAAAGUAGAAUUAGCACUGACAGGUUCAGGAUUUCCUGUCAUAUUACAUUUUGAUCCAGGAAAAGUUCUUCAUUUUCCAACUUGUCUCAUGGGUGAACAUUCAGAUGUUCUUUGUGUUGUACAAAAUCGAUCAAUAUCACUUCCUGUGGUAUAUCGUUUUCAAAAAGCUGCACAGUUUAAAAUGGACCCUGAAAGGGGCAAAAUUGACAUAGGAUGCAUUCAGAAUGUAAUAUGUUCAUUUGUUCCACAUCAACUUGGAUCCUUUAAAAUGAAGCAGGUGAUAGAGAUUAUUGGCCCAGUGGCAGAUGAAAAUUUAAAGUCUUUGUCAAUGAAACCUUUUCAUUUCAUAAAUUUAGAAUUCCACUGCACUUGCAAAGCUUCUACUAAGAAUGUUGGGGUGAAAAUAAAUACUGGAAUAUCCCCUGUGAUCAGUAAUCCCACAAGACGCUACGUGAUCAAAGAUUCAUCACAAAAAGAGGAUAAGCCACCUGCAGCAGCAAUGCUUCAAUCAGCCAUGACACACCUUCAUAGUCAUCAUUUACAUGAAGAAGCAACAAAGAACGCACUGAUUGCCUUCCCUAAUGACAGAGCUGCAAGUAUUAGAUGUGGUGACCAUCAUGAACAUUUCCGAACAAUUUUUACAAAGAUUCCAAGACACGACUAUCUGGAUCCUGAUUUUGAAUAUACUGAAUGGGAAAAUCUAGAGAAGAAAUUAAAUCGAGACUACUAUACAGAAUAUAUUAAAAAUUUACGAAGAGUGCGCCUCCAGAAAGAAGCACGGAAGGAAGGCAGAUUUCCAUAUGGCAAUAGAGAGCAAGGCAUGGAACCAUCAUCAGGAAUAAAGUCACCUUCACUGUCACAAUCAGAAAUCAAAGAUCAGCUACCUUUAUCUUCAGAGGAUAAUUCAAUGGAAACUAAAAGAUUGUUAAGUACCAAGAAAAUAGCAAACAAGGAGACAGAGUCCCUGCAGAGAAAGAUUCUCAAAGGACUUAAAUCAAGCCCAUCCACUCUGCAAGAACAACAUGAUUGCAGCAUAAUUUUGACACCAAAGAAAAUUCAUCAAGUAAUUGUUGGUCCAUCUGUCCUUAACUUUGGUGAGAUUUGUAUGAAAUCUACAAAGACUGAACAGCUGCAUAUUGUAAAUAUGUUACCUAUGCACAUAUUGGUUCAGUUUGAUAUUAAUUUGGAAGAACUUCAGAAAACCAACCAAUUUUCAUAUGUGAUUCCGCCUAUUUCUAGUACUCAUAUUUCAUUGAUAUUUGAAUCUUCUACUAUUGGAAAAUUUUGGAAAUCAUUUACAUUUAGAGUGAACAACACUGUUGGUGGACACAUCCUAGUGAUGGCUGAUGUCCUUCCUGUAAAACUUGAACUAUCUACUAAAGAGCUUGUACUUAGACCACAGACCUUCUCAUUAAAAACAUGUUUUCGGGGUACAGUUAGACUGUACAAUCGUCUUAAUGUUUCUGCCCAGUUUACAUGGAAACCAGCAAGUACACUAAGAGGAAUUGCUUUUUCCAUUCGUCCAGCUAAAGGCAUUGUUGAUGCAUAUUGCUCACUGGAAUGUGAAGUUACAUGGCAGCCAGGUUUUAGUUCUCCAGAUAAAGGAGAGUUUAUUCUUGAAGUCACUGGAGGAAACAUGUUGACACUAAAAUGUUCUGCAAAUGUUGGACAUACGAAGGUCACCUUUUUAGAGCCAAGAAUACUAUUCAGUAAUUGUGCGCAAGGUUUAACAACCUGGAGGAAAGCCAUUCUUCAUAAUAUAGGGCAAAACCAUGCUUAUUUCAAGAUUUGUGAUCAAAGUCUUUUGCCUACAAUUAGUAUUGUUCCAUCAGAAGGAAUAAUCCCAUUUGGGGGAAUAAUUGUUCUUAAUAUAUCCUGUACACCCACUGUGGCAGAAAAAUUUGAUACAAGAGCAAAGGUUGCUAUUCACCAUGCUAAUAUGAUAGACCUUAGGAUUGGGGGAUCUGUUGAGAUUGCUGAUAUUGAAAUCAAUCCCAAUGUAUUCACUUUCAGUGGCACUUAUGUUGGCACUACUUCAGUUUUUCCAUUUGUAAUAAAAAACAAAGGCGUAACACGUGCCAAAGUGGAGUUCAAUCUAAUAGACUUUCCAUUUUUUACAAUUCAUGCAAAGGAUAAAUCAGAUGAAUCUACAAAUACUGAAGUUCCUUAUGUAUAUGUUGUAGAAGUAGAAGAAAGCACAUCUAUGGAUUGUGUCAUGACAUUUUCUCCUAUAGAAGUUGCAACAUAUGACUUUGACUUUCAAGUUCAAAUAAAUACCUUUAAAGCUUCAGAACUCUACAGUGAAUAUCUGUCACAGAAAAAACCAUUGACAUCAAAAACUACACCACUUAUUUCACCAUGUCAUGUUCAAGCUACUGUGUUGCGAGCACCACUGGAAUUAUCCACCACAAAGUUUCAUUUUAAAGUUCCAUUACAUGAGAUGGAUAUUAAUAACGAAGUCACAAAAAUUCAGGACCUUGUCUUACAUAAUAUUACAAAAAAAAAUGUAUGGUGGUCUUUGGAUAUUACUAAAAUUGACGACCUUUUCAAAAGUGGUAUAUUUAGAUUUACUGCACUGAUUGGAUGUAUAAAACCAGGUGAAAAAUAUACUAUUUCAAUACACUUCUGCCCAAGUAAGCCUACAACAUACACAGCUGAUGUUCCCAUACGUUUAAAUGAUAACCUAUUUGACUUUAGAACAUUAAAUUUAAUUGGAGAGAUACAAUCACCAAUGGUACAUUUUGAUCCACCAUUUAUAUGUUUCACUCCUGUUCCUUUGAAUACAACUACUGGAGUGGAUUUCAAAAUUUUACCACAAAACUAUUUCAGUAAUUCAACUCUUCAUUUCAAAAUUCCCACGGCAAAACUACUUGAUAAUGAUGAAAUUCAACCACUUUCUGUGACAUUUCCAAAAGGCAGAGUAAUCACAGGCUCUAAUACUGGAAUUAAUAAUGAAAUUGCAUGUCACCUCACUUUCAAUUCAUCAAAACCUGUUUCACUUUUUGUCAAUCUUCUCUUCUGUGAUGACAAAAAUAAUGGGUUUUCACUUCCGGUUACUGCUACAGCAGAAAAUUGCCUUCUUACAAUUUAUCUAUACAUAGCAGCCCAUCUUGACAGACAGACAAUUAUUUUAAACAGUGAUAAGGAAGGAAAUAUUACAAACCACAGAGGAAGUUUUAUGAUUCCUAAGAUACUACAACAAAAUUAUAGAUUAAUGCCUUUGGGUACAAUAAAAAAGCCAUCUGGUUUUUCUAAAUUUAAUGAUGCUGAACUUACACUUGGGAACCUAUUUGUUGGAAUGGAAAUAAUGCAUGGUCAAAACUCCGAUGACAGUUUAAAUGAGAGAACAGACAUUUCUUUGGAAAAUGAAGAGCAGAAUCUAUUAUUUGCACCUGAAGAAGGUUCAAAAGCAUAUGACUACUUUCUGAAGGUUGUAAAUGCAACCCAAACAUGGUUCAGUCUCUUUGGCUGGCCAGAAGGACCCCAUACUCUUCUGAUUCCAGAGACAAUAAGAAGGGAUGUGCACAAAAUACAAUUUUAUUCAUCUAAUUCACCACCCAAGAAAUAUGCCAGACAAUAUGACUUUUCCAAAUAUAAUAAGACAAUUUAUGAUGUGGUGCUCCACUUGAGUGGAAAACUGCCUCCUGGAAUUACCUCUAGCCAAUCUUUACCAGUGGAUAACAAUGAAAGAGUGAUACAACUUUAUUCACAGCAUUCUUCACUUCUGGACUUUAUCACUGCUCAAGGUGGAUGCAUUUCUCAUGUAAUGCCAGAAUUUUUACUUGAACCAGAUGAUUAUAAGUUGUGGCUUAAAAUUGAAGCUUCCACCCCUACAACCACAGCUCUGAAUUCCUGUUCAUCUAAAAAAAGAUGUUAUUUUACUAUUGAUAUGAAUAAUUUUGAAGCCUGGAGCAAACGGGCAUGGACAGAUGUAUUCCUCCAGAUAUAUAAGGUUCUGAUUCUAUCACGGGUUGUACCACAUUGUUGCAGUGCUGUGCCCCCCAUAAAUGUGCAAAAUACACCAAAAAUCAAUCCUUGUUUUGCAUCCAGCAACAUAUAUUCUAAUUCUGAAAGAAUUCUGCUUAGUUGGUUGAAUACAAAUUAUGAGAGUAAUAGACAUAUUAUAUGGAAAAACUGUCCACAAGGUGAUAUUCCCCCUGAGAGAUGGAUAGUAAAUUUUGACACAGAUCUUUUAGAUGGCCUCGUUUUUGCAACACAGUUGGCAGCCUACUGCCCAUUUUUGAUUGGAACACAUCUUUCAAAUAUGUACACAAGACCAAAACGUCCUGAACAAUAUCUGCACAAUUGUCUAAUUAUUAUAAGUAGUCUUCAUGAAAUUGGAUUUGAAAUGAACAUACAGGCCAUUGACAUCUGUGAUCCUAAUCCAGUCUUGAUGUUAAUGCUUUGUGUUUAUAUGUAUGAAAGGCUGCCAUCAUACCUCCCCAAGAAGGUGGUAUCCUUCUCUUGUGCACUAUAUGACACUGUGCUGGGUCAGAUAUUAGUGAAAAAUCCAAGCUUGAAAAACUUGGUGUAUACUUCUAUAAUUGUUGGAAGAGAUGCUAAUGACUUCACACUUGCUCAGACAGGGAAUGUUGUGACAAUUUCUCCAAAAAAUCACAUUAUCCUCCAAAUUAAGUUUACCAGUCGCUUCCUUCAUCCUUCUGAAGCUACCCUGUUAUUGAUUUCAAAACCUAAGGGUGCAGUAGGAGGCAGUACAAUGGCUUUUGCUUUAAAAGCAGAAGUACUCAAAUUCAGAGCAAUUAAUAUUCUGAAAUGUGAAGCUCCAUGCUAUCAAUGGAAAGAAGUCACAGUGAAUGUGAAAAACCCCUUUCUAACUGGUGGAGAUUUUAGUGUCAUGCUGGUAGAAUCCACAACAUUUACAUAUUUGGCAUCACAAUUAACUAAAUCUGCAAAAUUCACAAAUCUUGAAAAUCAUAUGAGUGGACGUGAAUGUGGUACGGAUCGAAACUCUUCCCAGGAUGAAAAUGGCUUAAAACCCUCAAUUAAGUGUAAUUUUAUCAGAGAGUUCUCCUGCUCCACAUCUACACUUUUCGUGGCAGCAAAAGGAUCUUCAAGUCUAGGGACUUUCUAUCUUCCCUUUGACAUGCAUCUUCGCUACUGUGCCAUUAUCCUGAGCAACAAAAAGAUUGGAGAUUUAAUAUAUGUUUUAGAAGGAAAAGGUUUGAUACCCUUACCUUCCAAUUUUCCUUCAAUGAAGCCUCCAGCCCCAAUUGACUACUCCAGUUCUCCAGGAGAAGAUAAUGAUAAGGAAGGUCCAGUUCUGUAUUUGAGCUGCAAAUCUGAUCAGGUCCUAGAUAUAGACCUUAAAUUACCUCUAACUAAUGAAGCCAAGGAAAAGGCCUUGGCCUUUGCAGCACAACAACAAAUGUCAGCUGUUGAAUUUCAACGAAGGUUGAUAACUGGCACUCUGGAGAGCAGUACCAUCCGUGUGGCCAUCGCUCUCCUUGGACUAACAAAGAUUGAGUGCCUUUUGCUCUUUAAUAUGUCAAAGUUGAAGAAGCCAAAAUCCAUUACAUAUACAUCAGAAAUAAGCCUUCCUGCACAUUUCAACAUACCCAAGAAAAUCUACAUCCCUCAGAUUCCUGAACUUCAAUCAAACCAAAUUAAAUAUCAAGAAGUUGAACCACAAAAUAGCACUGUUGCAAUUCCUUUACAAUUUGUUCCUCUUGGAUCUGGACGGUACCCUUGUAAAAUUUUGUUGAUAUCAAGGUAUGAUGUGCGUGCCUUUGUAAUUGAAGGCAUAGUAAAUGAAGAAAUACCAGAGGCUGAAUUGUUGUUUAAGACACCAGCAUUUGAAGCCCUUAUCCAGCAUAUUCCAAUAAGAAAUGACACAAAGAAGUCAUGGAAAUUUAAUGUUACAAUAGAAGGAGAAUGGUUUUCUGGACCUUCUGUUUUUCAUGUUGCAGCUGGAAAAACUAUCAAAUAUCCUCUCACAUUCAGACCUCUUUUGGAAUGUGAAAUUAUGGGUAAACUUAUACUACAAAAUGAAAGAGAUGGUAUGACACACAUCGUCAGGAUAGAUGGGGUUGGGACAAAGCCACUAGCUUUGGACCAUAUCAUUGUGGACUGCAAAGUGGGAAAUGUGACAGACAAAUUCAUAAGAGUACCUAAUUAUACAAAAAGCCUCCUAACAUUUAAGGUUUCUUCAGACCUUUCAAUAGUGUGGGGAAAUUCAAACAUUACCAUAGAACCUGACGAUUCUGUUCCAUACACUAUACAUGUAUGCCCUUGGAAACGUGGAAUAUUCAAAGGUGCAGUUACAUUUUCUGUUAAACCCAGAGAUGAGGAGGAUUCUCAAGAUGAUACAGAUCAGGAAAAAGAACAAGUCUCUUCUCAGGAGACACCAUCAGAACCAUCUACCAUUAUUUUUGAGGAGUACUCAGAUGAUAAGGUUAAAAGUUUUAAAGUCUGGUAUCAGCUUGAGAUCCGAAGCUCUCCUGGACCACCUGUCGAUACUAUUGAACUUCACUGUAUUGCUCUGGAGACUAUUUGCAUUGAAAUUCCCAUCACUAAUCCAAAAGAUGAAAUUAUUCAUGUGAAUGUGCAGUUGACAUCAAUUGCUCUCAGUGGACCAGAGGAACUUAAAUUGAAUCCAUUGGAACGUGUUAACUAUAUUGUAUGGUAUUCUCCAGCAUCCAUGGGCUAUAAAGAAGAAAGCAUUAUUUUUCAACCUGAUAUUGGUGAAGAGUUCUGGUACUUAUUAAAAUUAACUACAGAACAUCCAAAAACAAGAAAAAUACCAGAAAUGCAAUGUGAUCUUGGACAGAAUAUUGUUCAGACCAUUCCUUUGUAUAAUCCUACACACGAAACUUUAGAAUUACAAGUAACAAACAGCAAUCCUGAAAAUUUUGUCAUAGAAUUUAAUAGAAAAUCACCGCUGGUUUUACUUCCUCACUCUACCAUAGAGCUAUCUGUUUACUUUCAUCCAUCAGCACUUGGAAGAGAUGGUCAUGAAACUUGUAUCAAUUUCCACUGUACUCAGUUUAAAGAGUGGCGAUUUUACCUCUAUGGCGUAGGACUAUAUCCCAAGACUAUGGAAAUAGAAAGAAUAACCACAGUCCUUGGACUUCAGACAUCUGUAAUGAUAAAUUUUAGAAAUCCCACCAGUGAAGAUGUUUCCAUUGACCUCAUACUAACAAAUAAGGAACAACCCAAGAAUAUUGUAAUUGACCAUUGCUGGGAUACCUUCCUCUCUGAACAUCCAGCCUUCCGGUUUAGUUGUCUGCAUCGUACACACGGAGUUGUGGUAGCUCCUAAAGCAAAUCAUGAUAUCUCAGUUAUAUUUAUGCCCAGUAUGAUGACAUUAUACAAAACACUGGUGAUUGUUAAAGUGAAGAGAGCAAAUAAGAAAACCUGGCCUAUUGACAAUUUUGAUGAACUGACUACAGAGACUAAAAGAAUUAUGGGAGCAGACUGUGAGGAAAUCCAAGCACUACACUGGAUAUAUCCUAUUAUUGGACUUCCACAGGCGCCACUCCCAAAAAGUCCUCCAGUUAUCAUAACAUGUCAGGCCAACAAGUGGGUAGAAGAAAAGGUGGAAAUAACAAUGAUUGGUAAUUUUUUUGGCCCACAUCCUUCAAAAGAAAUAACAGACUUUUUAGUAGUGCCAAAAAGGAAUUCAUUUUAUGGUAUUUAUGAAAAUAUUGAUGUAUCUCUGAGAAGACGUGAAUUUGAAUAUGAAGUAGAAUUUGAAUCUGAUGAUUGGAAGAGUAAUUUGGAAUCUACUGUGACCAUAUAUUUAUACAGAAAACAUUUUAAUGUGAAAUAUGAAUUGAUAUCAUUGCUCUUCAAUAUUAUAUUUGCACCAAAAAAACCAUUUAGGGCUGAUAUUAUAUUGAAAAUUGAAUCCAUGACAGAUGGAAUAUGGAGGUAUCCUUUAACAUUGAUUGCUACGGAGCCUGAAGUAGAAGAUAUCAUUGACAUUCAAGGAAUUGGUUUAUUUAAGACUUCUGUUACAGAAUUUACACUAACAAGUCGGACUAGAUACUAUGAACCAUUCAUGGCGUAUUUCCUACCUGGCAGUGAUAGGGAAUUUUUUGUAAAACCUGAUUCUGGAGAACUUCCUCCAUUUUACACUAAAGGAAUUGUCAUGGUGGUUGGAUUUAAACCACGAAUGUAUGGAAAGAAAUAUCAAGCAACACUUGUAAUACAGACAGAUGAAAUAUACUGGUUGUAUGAAAUAAAUGGGUUACCUCCAUCACCCAUUUCGUACACAGAUGUAAAAGCCAAAAUUGAUAGUACUAAGAAGGACGAUGGCAACAUACCUGUUAUUCCACACAAUUUUAUCCGUGAAAAUGCUAAACUCCGAAUUACAGGACCAUCUUCUCCUAUUAAGGGAGCUUCUUUAGUGAGAAAGAAUAAAUAA
Messenger RNA from Jaculus jaculus (lesser Egyptian jerboa), 9519 nucleotides. It is a transcript of the gene Cfap47, whose product is annotated as cilia and flagella associated protein 47. The record is from RefSeq and is a predicted model, not a curated record. The transcript is spliced from 64 exons. Gene Ontology annotation, molecular function: protein binding. Lineage: Eukaryota; Metazoa; Chordata; Mammalia; Rodentia; Dipodidae. Bases 1 to 9519 code for a protein of 3172 amino acids.